GGGGCGGGGAGCGCGCUUCGGCGGCAGCGGCGGCGGCGGCGGCCGUCCUCAUCCCGGCGGCCCAGUACCCGAGUGGACGCGGGGCUUCGCAAAUGGCUUGUCCCGCUCUCGGUCUGGAAGCUCUUCAGCCCCUGCAGCCUGAGCCGCCCCCCGAGCCCGCCUUCUCCGAGGCGCAGAAGUGGAUCGAGCAAGUAACGGGCAGAAGCUUUGGUGAUAAAGAUUUUCGGACAGGGUUAGAAAAUGGAAUCCUUCUCUGCGAGUUGCUGAAUGCUAUAAAGCCAGGACUUGUUAAAAAGAUCAAUAGAUUGCCUACCCCCAUUGCAGGAUUGGACAAUAUCAUCUUAUUCUUGAGAGGUUGUAAAGAGCUGGGCCUUAAAGAAUCUCAACUUUUUGACCCUAGUGACCUACAGGAUACGUCCAACCGAGUAACAGUCAAGAGCCUUGAUUAUAGUAGGAAGCUGAAAAAUGUAUUAGUUACGAUUUACUGGCUGGGAAAAGCAGCAAAUAGCUGUGCAUCCUACAGCGGAACGACGCUGAACUUGAAGGAGUUCGAAGGCUUGCUGGCUCAGAUGAGAAAGGAGACUGAUGACAUUGAGAGUCCUAAACGUAGUAUCCGAGACAGUGGCUACAUCGACUGCUGGGAUUCUGAGCGCAGCGACUCUCUCUCUCCCCCUCGCCACGGCAGAGAUGAUUCCUUCGACAGCCUGGAUUCCUUUGGCUCCCGUUCCCGGCAGACACCUUCGCCAGAUGUAGUCCUCAGGGGAAGCAGCGAUGGGAGAGGCAGUGACUCUGAAUCCGACUUGCCACAUCGGAAGCUGCCGGAUGUGAAGAAGGAUGACAUGUCUGCCAGGCGGACUUCCCAUGGUGAGCCGAAAUCAGCAGUGCCUUUUAACCAGUACCUCCCGAACAAAAGCAAUCAGACAGCCUAUGUCCCUGCUCCGCUGAGAAAGAAGAAAGCCGAGCGAGAGGAAUAUCGGAAGAGCUGGAGCACCGCCACCUCCCCUCUGGGUGGGGAGAGGCCCUUCAGCUAUCCCGAAACAAUAGAGGAAGAGGGAAGUGAAGUGGGGUUUCCUUGUGAAGAGGACCCAGUCGGCCAAAUGGAUCCUGGUGGGAAGCCUUCUGAUGGUGGGUUAGAAUUACCCACCUGCAGUGGUAAGGAGCAGCCUCCUCCAGAGGGCGCUGCGGUGGCACCAGCCCUCAAGCCUGACCUAAAAGACGCUGCUGAAAUCCAAAAGCGCAGAAGGCUAGAGCAAGCUGGAAUCAAGGUCAUGCCAGCAGCACAGCGCUUUGCCAGUUCCGUUUGCUCUCUCAGUCAAAAGCAAUUGAGUGAUGAGAAAGAAGCUGUUCGCGAUAUUGUUCUUCGCCAAGAAAACCCUUUCCUGACUCACCAACGUGGCAAAGAUUCAGAGUCAGAAGAUGAAGUUGCCCGUCAACGGCCUGAUCUUGAGAAAGAUGACUUUGCUGCAAGGAGAGCAAGGAUGAACCAGGCCAAGCCAACGGUGCCGCUGAAUCAACUCCUGUAUGGGCCUUACCGGAAAAAAGAGGCAGAGAAAUCAGAUAGCAGCAAACAACCCUCAAAGGGAAUCUCAGAAAAGAAAAGUCUAGAAUAUAAAAGGAACCAGGGCCAAACAGAAGAGGUGAAGUCAAUGGUGACCUGUAUUAUGCGGGCUCAGGAGAAUGAACCUGUGGAAGAGGGACUCAGGAAGGUGCCGGAUAUUUACAAGGAUGACCUGGCACAGCGGAGAAUUCAGGGCAGCCUGGCCCCUCACCGGGAGGCCCCAAGCUUUGUCAAGGUCUGCAAUAUAACAGAAGCUGACUUGGAGACGUGGGAGAGACUGAAGGUGUCAGGAAAGACGAGGGAUGGAGAUGUUGAGCACAUCUGCGCCCCUGAGCCUUCACCAGAAAUUAAAGCAGAAACUGCCAUCCGCGAUGACCUGGCCAGCCGCAAAGCGAGGGCCUAUAAGAAAGGUUCCAGCCUCCGGCAAAAGUUUGUGCACUUUGGACCUGUGACAGAGAUAGAUCAGCAGAAAUGGAAGCGGCUCAGCAUUGGCAAGGCUGGGCCUAGGGAGCAUGUAGCAGGCCUCAGUCCUAGCAGCAAGGUUCAAACCUAUCCUGUGUCCUCUGCCUCCUCGGCCACAUCCAGCUCAGAGGAGGACCGAAUGCUUAAUCCACAAAAUGACUGCAGAACCAUGAAUUCUGGCAUAGAUGACUGUGGCAAAAGGGUCUUGCGGCUGGCCCCCUUGCUGGAGACCCAGGAGGAACAUGUCUACAGUUUGGGUGCGUGCCCUAAGAGGACAGAGGGAGUUCCGUCCAAACAGCUGCCACAGGAUGGCAAAGAGGAGAAAGAAGGAGCUGCUCACAGAGGUUCUGAGAUGCCGCCAAAGGCUGAAAGAUCCGAGGAGAGCAGCCAGCCACUUUCGUGCCCUCUGGCCUCUGAGUGGGUGGCUUCAGGGAGACAAGAAAGCUCAGAGAAGAUGACAGCUCCUGCCGGGAGUGACAGUGGACUGAAAAACCAAAGAAAGUUGUAUGAUUCACAAAAAGAUGACAUGAUGGCCAGGAGAACUGGGAAGUCUCUUAGACAUAUUGGAUCCAACCCAAACCAGUUCCUUCCAGUUCCAUUUGCAAAGCAACAGGAUGUAGAAGAACCUUCCAAGGGACCACUGAUGAAAGAUCAAAGAUACGGUUCGAGAACUCCUGUGUCUGAUGACGCAGAGAGCACGAGUAUGUUUGACGUGCGGUGUGAGGAGGAGGCCGCAGUGCAGCCGCACAGCAGGGCCCGCCAGGAGCAGCUGCAGCUAAUAAAUAACCAGCUGCGGGAAGAGGACGACAAAUGGCAAGAUGACCUGGCUCGUUGGAAGAGCCGUAGAAGAAGUGCUUCUCAGGACUUAAUCAAGAAAGAGGAAGAAAGGAAAAAAAUGGAGAAGUUACUGGCUGGAGAGGAUGGGACAAGUGAACGAAGGAAAAGCAUCAAAACCUACAGAGAAAUUGUUCAAGAAAAGGAGCGGAGAGAGAGGGAGUUGCACGAGGCAUAUAAGAAUGCGCAGUCACAGGAGGAGGCAGAGGGGAUCCUUCAACAGUACAUUGAGAGGUUCACCAUCAGCGAGGCUGUUCUUGAACGCUUGGAGAUGCCAAAAAUCCUGGAAAGAAGCCAUUCAACAGAGCCAAACUUAUCCACCUUCCUGAUUGACCCCAACCCCAUGAAAUACCUGCGGCAACAGUCACUGCCUCCACCCAAGUUCACUGCCACUGUGGAAACCACCAUCGCUCGUACCAGCGUUCUGGAUACCAGCAUGUCAGCAGGCAGUGGGUCUCCAAGCAAAACUGUCACUCCCAAAGCAGUGCCUAUGCUGACACCCAAGCCUUACUCCCAGCCCAAAAAUUCUCAAGAAGUUCUGAAGACCUUUAAGGUCGAUGGGAAAGUCAGCAUGAAUGGAGAAACGGCUCACGGUGACGAGGAGGAGAAGGAAAGAGAGUGUCCCACCGUGACACUUGCCCCCUCAUUAACCAAAUCUCAGAUGUUUGAAGGUGUGGCCAGAGUGCAUGGGUCCCCAGUGGAGUUGAAACAAGACAACAAUAGCAUUGAGAUCAACAUCAAGAAGCCAAAUUCUAUUCCCCAGGAACUGACAGCAACCACUGAGGAAACUGCACCAAACAGUCAAGAAGAUGAGAAUGAUGGUGAAAAACCAGAAAAAGGGAAUACAGAACUUGCCUCAUCAGAAAACUUCAUUUCAGAGCCACAGCAUUUUACAACAACUGUGACUCGAUCCAGCCCGACCGUGGCCUUUGUGGAGUUUUCCUCCAGCCCCCAGCCGAAGAGCGACGUGCCAGAAGAAAAAGACCAUAAUAAACCGGAAAAUGAAAUGAGUGGAAAAGUGGAGUUGGUGCUGUCACAAAAGGUGGUAAAGCCAAAAUCUCCAGAACCAGAAGCAACCCUGACAUUUCCAUUUCUGGACAAAAUGCCUGAAACCAACCAGUCACAUUUGCCAAAUCUCAAUUCUCAAGAGUCACCUGGCACUGCCAGCGUUCCGCUGAGAGUUCAGAACUCUUGGCGACGUUCCCAGUUUUUCUCCCAGUCAGUGGAUUCUCCAAGCAGUGAAAAGUCACCUGUAACCACACCUCAGUUUAAGUUCUGGGCUUGGGACCCAGAAGAGGAGCGCCGGCGGCAAGAAAAAUGGCAACAGGAGCAGGAACGUUUGCUCCAGGAGAGAUACCAGAAGGAGCAGGACAAGCUGAAAGAAGAGUGGGAAAAGGCCCAAAAGGAGGUGGAAGAAGAAGAACGCAGAUACUAUGAGGAGGAGCGCAAAAUAAUUGAAGACACUGUGGUUCCAUUUACUAUUUCUUCAAGUUCUGCAGACCAGCUAUCUACAUCCUCCUCUGUGACUGAAGGCAGUGGAACAGUGAAUAAGAUGGACCUGGAAAACUGUCGAAAAGAACAAGAGACAAGACAGAAGACACCAUUCCAGGGGGACAACAAUGACUUAUUGGUUAAGACUAGGGAAAGUGAUCGACUGGAGGAAAAGGGCAGCCUAACUCCUGGGGCCUUGACUGAUUCUGAGAACCCUGUAUCAAAAGGAACCCAUCAAGAUGAUCAGCUGGAUACCGAAGCUGGGGCCCCACAGGGUGGGAUGAACCCACAGCUAGUUCAGGAUCCAUCCCGGAAUCAGCAGGUAUCCAACCCAACAAUGAGCAUUGUAGAAGAUGUGAAGCCAAAAUCCCUCCCAUUGGAUAAAACCAUUAACCAUCAGAUUGAGUCUCCGAGUGAAAGACGGAAGAAAAGCCCUCGAGAGAACUUCCAGGCGGGGAACUUGUCCUUCUGUCCUCCCACCCCUCCUGGCCAGUCACCAAACAGGUCUAUAAGUGGGAAGAAGCUGUGCUCUUCCUGUGGGCUUCCUCUGGGGAAAGGAGCUGCCAUGAUCAUCGAGACCCUCAAUCUCUAUUUUCACAUCCAGUGCUUUAAGUGUGGGAUUUGUAAAGGACAGCUUGGAGAUGCAGUGAGCGGGACGGAUGUUAGGAUUCGAAAUGGUCUUCUAAACUGUAAUGAGUGCUACAUGCGAUCCCGAAGUGCUGGCCAACCCACAACAUUGUGACGUGGUUUUCAACCUUCCAGGUCACUCACCAUUUAUUAACAGUGUCCCCUGGCAAUUGUUUAACAGAAUCCCAGGUUCAGGGGCUCCUCGGCAUUCAUCUAACUUCUGAAAGGCUAUUCUAAAAGAUGGUAUCUGUUCUUUUGUAGCACAGUGUUUGUGUUUUUCCUGUAUUUUUUUGUUUUUUUUUGUUUUUGCAUUUGCACAGUAUAUACAAAAGAAUAUUGAAUUGUGAUGAUUCUGAAUAGUUCAAAAAAGGGUCUUAGCAUGGUCAAAUAGGCUUAUGGUUUAAAAUGUGUCAUUCUCUUCUUUGAGAGUUAAUAAGAUAAACGAUUCAAUAAACCUGUUUUGUUUUAGUAUUUCUAGGAAUUAAACGCUUUAUGUUUACAAAAUUGAGCUGCAGAAAGUGCAAGACAUGCCAAUUGAGAUAUGUGGUCUUGUAAGACAGGAGCAUACAAUUAAUGCAUUUCAGAAACUAAAAAUCACAUCAUAUAGCUCUGAGCUAUAACUUGUUUUUUAAUGCAAAGACAUUAGUCUGAUAAAUAUAUACUGUAAUCCUGAAAUAUUUGUGUUACUUACCUCUUGAGGUAGAAGUCAUACCAAUAAAUUAUUGCACCGUUAGUAUUAGGUUUUGUGUACUUCGGAAGUUAUGUCAUUAACAGAGGCUCUUCCAUCAAAUAAAGAGAACCUUUGCAAUAUCAGCUAGACUUACACUCUUUGACAUUGCCCAAGGGUAGGAAGAAACCAGAGGGAAAUAUUUAAGUCAUCAUUUCCAAAGUGAUUACCAAAAUCUGUGAGGAGGUUUAAUCUUCAGAAGAGUGGUUGGUCACUGCUGGCCGUAAGGGCUUUGUUGCUUGCUUCUUGCUUCUCUUCAGGCUCUAGAUUCAAUAAGAGACUCAAUAUAAGGCAGAUGGAAGCUGUCAUCAAGAUAAGUCCAUCAUGAGGUGAGACCUCUGCUCACCCUUGCCUGCAAGUUCUCCUUGAGGGCCUGAAGCACAGGUGUCUAAAGAAAAGCAUUCAGUUCAUCCUAAUAGAAUCUAAAUGACACAGGAUGUGAUAAGCCACUGGUGUGUAAUCAGCAAGAACCCACAGGUCACAUGUGCCCUGCCCACUCUAACGGAAGAUCUGCUCUCCUUCAUUCUCUGGCAUCGCCCGCCAACUCUCUUCCUACCAAGAAUGCUGGACCUUGCUCAUGGAGGUGUUUAGAGAGGAACUCCUGUGGAGAGCUGGUUAAUUUUUGCCCUGUGUGAUGAUUUCAGCUGGCCAAGAGAGGACUCAAGUUACUAAAAAAAAAAAAAAAAAAAUCACGUUUUACAUCUCCAGGCUGUUUUCUUUAAGACUGGGGAGAGAGGAACUAUUUAUUCUGCCUUAAAAUGAUGGCAAAUAAGUGAAGAUGACAUUUUGUGAAUGUAGACUAUGGAUAUCCUCCUAAUAGGUUAAUGUAGUCAUAAAAGGAGAUCAAGUAGAUGUUUUUCUGUUAUGUAAGCAAUAAUUUUUUUUCUGUGUCUUCCUGAGUAUGGCUAGCAAUUAUUUAUUUACAUGCUAGAUGGUUCUCUGCAUGCGGGUUCCAUGUAAGUGCAGAAAUUUCCUCAGCCACUGGAGGUAUUUUGACCAUUUUGUCAUUUGGAUGAGCUGUUGUUAGAUUGGAAUUUAUACAUCAUUUCAUUAAAAAUUGUGCCUUAGAAGAUGCGAAGCUGUUGCACACAGUCAGUGAUGAAUUAUGGAUGCAGUACAUUGAAGAGAGAUGAAGUCACUUCCAAGUUCCCAAGACUUCUCAUGGAGCUGUUUUCUGUUUUACAGGGGGAAAAAAAAAAAACUAAAAAAAAGAAAAACAGAAAAAAUUAAAAAGAAAAACAUUUUGAAAAUGUACAGAUUAAGUUCAAUAUUUUGAUUAACCACCUGCAUGUUUUAUUAAAUAUUUUGAUAAUGUGAUGUUUACACUUUGCAUGAUAUUAGCAGAGUACUUUACCAGAAAUAAUGCACAAAACAUGUACAAUAUGAUCAUUCAUAACCGAUUUUUAUAGAAUACUUUUUACAUGUGGAACUCCAUCCGUUAUGUGAGGAUUAUAUGAAUAUUGCACAUUCUCUUCUGGUUUCACAAACCCAUUUAUACAUAUUUCUUAGUGAGACUCAUUGUACAUGUAUUGAAGCUAGAAUCGAGUCAAAAAAAAUAAAGCCCAUUCUCCAACUGCGAAAUGUGCUUUCCCAUAAUGAACAAUAGUCACCAGCACAAUAAUCUCCAACAUUUUCUAAAUUCUAAUUGCCAACUGUUUCUAUUUAUAUUUGAUUUAUAUUUCAUUUAGAGUCUGUUACAUGGCAGCUCGGGCAGACUAGAUCUUGUUUUUCCAGUGCAGCGUAAUGAGUAUGAUCUAUUUCUUUUCAAAUAAUCUUUGAGAUCCCAGGAAAAAAAAAAUGCUCUACUCUGUUGAGCUACAAUGUAAAUGUGUUUGCUUAAAAAACAUAUGAGGCAAGUGAGUGAUUUAUUGUUCCUGAGGAAGUAUAUCUGAUUUUUUUUCUCAUAUUCCAAAAGCUAGUCCCUUCUCUUUCUUAAGAAAAAAAUGGGUAACUCUGUUUUUCACUAGCAAACUUUCAUGACAUUUCCUCAUUCUUUCUAUGUAGUGUUAUUAAUGCAAUACAUAUUAUAGUUAUCUAUACACAGUGUAAGAAGACUUAACAAAUUGAAAUGAUCCACCUCAUAUGUGAGUCCGUCCAAAAGAUGUUACUGUGCUGGGUGGGCCAAUGUUCUAUAUCAGUUUCACUAACCUUCAUUUAAAAUAUUUAUUCUAAAAUGCCUCUGAGAAAUAGUAAAAAAAUAAAUUGUCUAAAAUGCAACAGCUUUUAUAGUAAAUGUACAUUUAUAAAUAAAUACUCAAAUCAA
This is a messenger RNA of Hipposideros armiger (great roundleaf bat), 7962 nucleotides long. It is a transcript of the gene LIMCH1, whose product is annotated as LIM and calponin homology domains 1. The transcript is spliced from 35 exons. The record is from RefSeq and is a predicted model, not a curated record. Lineage: Eukaryota; Metazoa; Chordata; Mammalia; Chiroptera; Hipposideridae. Gene Ontology annotation, molecular function: myosin II head/neck binding; actin binding. Gene Ontology annotation, biological process: actomyosin structure organization; positive regulation of stress fiber assembly; regulation of focal adhesion assembly. Bases 93 to 5087 code for a protein of 1664 amino acids. Gene Ontology annotation, cellular component: stress fiber.